UCGCUCGUUCUUCCGCUCCGUUUGCAAGCCAGCUUUCUUUUGGAGCCUUUCUGCCUGUAGAGAGAGAAUUUGCUGUAAGUUGCAAGUUGUCGAUACCAGAUGAGGAAGAGCUGCAACGGAUGUCGAAUCCUGCGGAAGGCCUGCACCGACGGGUGCACCAUCCGGCCCUGCCUGCAGUGGAUCAAGAACCCCGAGGCGCAGGCCAACGCCACCGCCUUCCUCGCCAAGUUCUACGGCCGCGCCGGACUCGUCAACCUCAUCAACGCCGGCACCGAACACCUCCGCCCUGCCAUAUUCCGGUCGCUGUUGUUCGAGGCUUGUGGGCGGAUCGUUAACCCGGUAUAUGGCUCGGUGGGUUUGCUUUGGUCCGGCAGCUGGCAGCUGUGCCAGGCGGCCGUCGAGGCGGUGCUCAAGGGGGCGCCCAUCAUCCAGAUCUCGUCCGACUCCGCCGCUGGCGCUAUUCCGGCGUUCAAGGCCCACGACAUCCGCCAUGUGUCCAAGAACCUCAGCGCCGGUGGCGUCCCCGGGGACCUCCACGAGGUAGCCCGCAAGUCACGGACCCGAUUCAAGCGCUCGGCCGGAAGUCCAGCUGCGCUGGUCGUCUCGAAGCCGGGGCUCUUCCGACGGGCGGCGAGACAAGAAACGGAGGAGGAGGCUAGCCGCGAGGACGGGAGCGCGUUCUCGGCGGAGGGAUCGCACGUGAUCCUGGGGGAGCCGGAGGGCGUACGGCUGGACCUGAGGCUUGGCCUGGAGCCGGAGAACCGGACCGGGGAAAGAGGAGCGGAGGCGAAAGUGCGGGGCGCGUCGCCGUCGGACGCGCGACCGGUGGGGCCGAGGCUCAGCUUAGCGGCAUGACCCGUGGAAGUGUGGUUGCGGUCGGACCUUCCAUUCUCUUACUCUCGGGGCCCGCAGCGGCAUGCGAGUGGGUGGACCGGAAGUAACCUCAGUUCGACGCUUAGCAGGGUUUAAUUUUGUUUUAACCUCCCUCCCUCAUAAAAUGUGUAGCGUCCGCCGCCGCCGUCUAUUUCGAUGCGGUGUGGAUGGGGCUAUAAUGUAGUCUGGCAUCA
Musa acuminata subsp. malaccensis (wild Malaysian banana) is the source of this 1067-nucleotide messenger RNA. RefSeq names its product LOB domain-containing protein 41-like. Gene Ontology annotation, biological process: regulation of gene expression. The record is from RefSeq and is a predicted model, not a curated record. NCBI's taxonomy places the organism in Eukaryota, Viridiplantae, Streptophyta, Magnoliopsida, Zingiberales, Musaceae.